Molecule: messenger RNA, 1349 nt
Organism: Nomascus leucogenys (northern white-cheeked gibbon)
Lineage: Eukaryota; Metazoa; Chordata; Mammalia; Primates; Hylobatidae
Gene: MTG1
Product: mitochondrial ribosome associated GTPase 1
Exons: 8
Coding region: 95-1015 (306 amino acids)
Cellular component (GO): mitochondrion
Molecular function (GO): GTPase activity; GTP binding
Source: RefSeq, a predicted model, not a curated record
AGCGCCGGAAGCCCGCAGGGCCGGAACCUCAGAGGCGGGUCGCGGCGGCGCAGAGGAGGUCAGUUGCGGGAGCGCUUCCGGGCACGGCGCCGCCAUGAGACUGACUCCGCGCGCGCUGUGCAGCGCCGCCAAGGCCGCCUGGCGGGAGAACUUCCCUCUGUGCGGUCGCGACGUGGCGCGCUGGUUCCCGGGCCACAUGGCCAAGGGGCUGAAGAAGAUGCAGAGCAGCCUGAAGCUGGUGGACUGUAUCAUCGAGGUCCACGAUGCCCGGAUCCCACUUUCAGGCCGCAACCCUCUGUUUCAGGAAACCCUUGGGCUUAAGCCUCACUUGCUGGUCCUCAACAAGAUGGACUUGGCGGAUCUUACAGAGCAGCAGAAAAUUAUGCAACGCUUAGAAGGAGAAGGCCUAAAAAAUGUCGUUUUUACCAACUGUGUAAAGGAUGAGAAUGUCAAGCAGAUCAUCCCGAUGGUCACUGAACUGAUUGGGAGGAGCCACCGCUACCACCGAAGAGAGAACCUGGAGUACUGUAUCAUGGUCAUCGGGGUCCCCAACGUGGGCAAGUCCUCCCUCAUCAACUCCCUCCGGAGGCAGCACCUCAGGAAAGGUACUGGCGCGUGCAUCUCAUCUUGGUCAUCCACAGCGCCACAGUCACUGUCACCCACAGGAGGUGCCUGGCCAUGGCCUUCGUGGCAUUCAGGAGGAAGGGCCCAGCCUGGCUGUUUGCGUGGUAUCAGUGCUGGGCCCCCUGGCGCUGACCUGCAGCCUGUGUGCAGGUACGUGCAGCACUACGGCCUGGGCAGUGCCUGUGACAGCAUAGAGCACGUGCUGAAGAGUGUGGCUGUGAAGCUGGGGAAGACGCAGAAGGUGAAGGUGCUCACGGGCACGGGUAACGUGAACGUUAUUCAGCCUAACUAUCCUGCAGCAGCCCGUGACUUCCUCCAGACCUUCCGCCGCGGGCUGCUGGGCCCCGUGAUGCUGGACCUCGACGUCCUGCGGGGCCACCCCCCGGUCUGAGACUGUGCCCUGAACUUGUCCGGGUGGGGAGGGCCAGAGGCAUGUGGCCUCCCAGACCUGACCUGGGUGGUUGGGGCCCAAGACAGCUCACCUGGUCCAGAAGCUCCAUGCUGGCCACUAGGGUGCUGUGCUCUCUGGCGCCCCACGGCCUGGCCAGCUCCAGGGGCCCCAGUUCCAGGGGACAAGCAGGUGGGAGUGGACACCAGGCUCUGCAGUGGACGUCCCUGAGCAGCUCCACAUGCUCGGUUCUCCCAGAGCUUUCUGCUCAGGCCUCUUGAGAAAUGGAUGCUCAGAAGGAGUUAAAACUAUAACCUGUAACCUUUAAAAUCUCCAA